ACAUAAUCACCUUUCAUUCCAGACUAGGCUGUGUCUCAGUGGAGGGAGGAUUCAUGGGGGCCCCGCCCCUUUCUCCUGGAGGGGGCGGGGCUGUGGGCCGUGACAGCAUCAAAGGGCGCCGGACAAGGGUCCCGACGCACCUUGGAGAUGGAGUCUGUGUGGGGUCUGGGCGGCCUGGUGCUGCUGCGGGACUCCGUGGAGUGGGAGGGGCGCAGUCUCUUGAAGGCGCUUGUCAAGAAAUCGGCGCUGUGUGGGGAGCAAGUCCACAUCCUGGGCUGUGAAGUGAGCGAGGACGAGUUUCGUGAAGGUUUCGACUCCAGUAUCAACAGCCGGCUGGUUUACCAUGAUCUCUUCAGAGACCCCUUCAACUGGUCACAGGCUGGAGAAGCCCUUCCAGGGGGACCCCUGGGAGCCUUGCGAGCCCUGUGCAGAAGGACAGAGCCUGGUCCUGUCACCAUUGCUCUCGAUUCACUGAGCUGGCUGCUGCUGCACCUCCCCUGUACCACCCUCUGCCAAGCCCUGUGUGCCUUGAGCCAGCAGCAUUCCCCCCUUGGUGGCAGCCCCCCCGUGGAGCCUGUCCGUGUUCUAGGCCUGCUACACAUGGAGCUUCAUGGCCCAGGCCCCAUGGGAGCAUUGAGCAGCCUGGCCCAGACUGAAGUGACCCUGAGUGGGACAGCAGGCCAGGCCUUGGCCCACAUCCUCUGUCAGAGGCCCCGCCAGCACCCAACCCACCAGACUCAAUGUUUCUCCAUCCUGCCUGACUUCAGCCUAGAUCUCCAAGAGGGACCCCUGCUAGAAUCCCAGCCCCACCCAGAUCCUCACAUACCCCCGGUGGAGCCCACAACUCAUUUGACCUUUAACCUUAACCUGUCCAAGAAAGAGAGAGAAGCCAAAGACAGCCUGACACUGCCCUUCCAGUUCAGCUCUGAAAAGCAGCAGGCUCUCCUGCGUCCUGGGCCAAGUCAGGCUACCAGCAACAUCUUCUAUGAGCCGGAUGUGUAUGAUGACUUGGACCAAGAGGACCCAGAUGAUGACCUGGAUGUUUGACUGGCGGGUUGGACUGGCCUAGAAUUGGAGGGGAAAGACCUUGGACCCAUAACCAUCCUUUGGCUGUUUGCUUUGGCCUUGCCCUGUCCCUGCCCCCACCUUGUUCCCUGGUGUGGGGGCCCUGCCCCGUGACCCGUAAGUCAGAGUAGCUUCCCAUCAGGACAAAAGGUGGGGAGGGGGGUGUUAGGGGAAGGUGAAGAAAAUGGGAACCCCUCCCCUCCCCACGUAAUAAAAUUUUUAUUUUUCUACUGAAAAA
Molecule: messenger RNA, 1303 nt
Organism: Canis lupus familiaris (dog)
Lineage: Eukaryota; Metazoa; Chordata; Mammalia; Carnivora; Canidae
Gene: ELP5
Product: elongator acetyltransferase complex subunit 5
Exons: 8
Coding region: 148-1047 (299 amino acids)
Biological process (GO): tRNA wobble uridine modification
Cellular component (GO): elongator holoenzyme complex; cytosol; nucleus
Molecular function (GO): tRNA binding
Source: RefSeq, a predicted model, not a curated record